ACAAAAAAAAAACAGAAAAGAAAAUGAACGACGGCCAGCCGUUUGUUCUGCCGUCAUGCAAUAAUUUUUGUCAUUUAUGAAUUUGUCGAUAAUAAAUAUUUUAGAUGGUGUCGUCUACUUGAACUUUAGAAGAAAUAUAGUGUAACAAUGUGUUAAAUAUUUCGUUUCGGGUAGUUCAUUGUCGUAGUUCUUUAUGAUUAGUCUGUGACAAGUUCGGUAAUGGUGGCCAUGUCAUGAAAAUCCCGACAGCCAUGGAUGAUAGCUCCGUAUCUCAUCACAACGGAGGGCAAGUGGGAUCUCAAAUAGGAGUCAGUAUAAAUAACAAGCAAAAUGAUGAACCUAGUCAAAGUGUCCCGUACUCGAUACCGGGCAUUUUGCAUUUUAUCCAACACGAAUGGGCGAGAUUUGAGCUUGAAAGAUCACAAUGGGAGGUGGACAAGGCGGAAUUAGAGGCGCGGAUCGCCUUCCUCCAAGGCGAGAGGAAGGGUCAAGAGAACCUGAAGAAUGACCUGGUAAAGAGGAUCAAGAUGCUGGAGUACGCGCUGAAGCAGGAGCGGGCCAAGUUCCACAAGCUGAAGUAUGGAGUGGAGCUGCAGCAAGGGGACGUGCGCCCGCCGGCGGACGAGUCCCAAGCGGAGCCCGAGCCAGCCGAGCGAGCGCAGUGGAAGCAGGGCCGGCAGCUCAUCAAGCAGUACCUACAGGAAAUAGGUUACACGGACACUAUACUGGACGUUCGCUCGAAUAGGGUGCGUACACUUCUGGGGCUCAACAAUGAGGAGCAGCAGCAAGAGGACCCCAACUACAGGAAUUACGACAAGCAGCAGGUGCGGUAUCAGAUGAACCAGCGCAAGUAUGAUUACGGUCCAGACGAGCGCAAGAUGGCGGCGGGCGGUGCGGGCUACCCCGACGAGGGCCUCUCCGUGCAGGAGACGGCCGCCGUGUUCGCCAACUUCGAGUUCCUCGCCAACCAGGAGAUGGACAUGGACGAUAUAGACGAUCUGGACGCCAGCAACAAGCAAUCUCAACAUGCCGCCUCUAAAGGUGAGGAGGUGGACCACGAGGCGGAAGAGGUCCUCAACGAGCUGAACCUGCUGACGGAGAGCGAGCCCGACGCCGGCGCGCAGGGCGACGACUACAACACAGUGAAAUACCCGAAGUCGGGCCCCGGCGAGGCGGAGCAGCCGCUGGCGCUGGGCGAGCUCGCGGCUCUCUCUGUCAGCAACGAGCCCGAGGCGUACGACGCCGCCGCCAGCAAGGAGACCUUCCGCAAGACGUGGAACGCCAAGUACACGCUGCGCUCGCACUUCGACGGGGUGCGAGCUCUAGCCUUCCACCCCACCGAAGCGGCUUUAGUAACCGCGUCCGAAGACCACACUCUCAAACUCUGGAACCUGCAGCGGACGAUCCCGGCCAAGAAGUCUGCGGGAUUGGACGUGGAACCGCUGUACACAUUCCGAGCUCACACCGGGCCAGUGCUGUGUCUCGCGAUGGGAGCCGCCCGGUCUGAAGAGUGCUUCAGUGGCGGGUUGGAUGGAACCAUUCGCGUGUGGAAUCUGCCCCCGCCGACGGCUGACCCGUAUGACCCGUAUGAUCCCGCUGUGCAGGGCCCAACCCUAGCCGACCACACGGACGCAGUCUGGUCCCUCUCCAGCUCGGGCGGCCGCUUACUCUCAGCCUCGGCCGACGGCACGGUGCGGCUGUGGGCGCCGCGAGCUCCACGCCCGCUCCUCAGCACCAUGCGAGCUGAUGAGCUGGGAGUACCGACGGCGGCUGACUUCGCUGAUGCGGCUACCAGGGCGGCCGUCACGCAUCGCGACGCGUUGUUGCUUUAUGAUCUGGAGACUGGACAGCCGGUGGUGCGCAUCGGAUGCGAGUCGCCGGCAAGCCGCGUGCGCGCGCACCCCACCCUCCCGCUCGUGGUGACGGCCCACGAGGACCGGCACAUCCGCUUCUGGGACGCCGUGUCGGGCCGCUGUGCCCACGCCAUGGUGGCCCACCUCGACGCCGUCACCGGCCUGGCCCUAGACCCCAACGGACUGUUCCUCCUCUCCGGCUCCCACGACUGCUCGGUCCGGCUCUGGAACCUCGACACUAAGACCUGCGUCCAGGAAAUCACUGCGCACCGCAAGAAGUUCGAUGAAAGCAUCCUGGAUGUCGCCUUCCACCCGCUGCGGCCGUACAUCGCCAGCGCCGGCGCCGACGGGCUCGCCAAAGUCUUCGUCUAACGCGUAUACAUAUUUAUAUAUAAAUAGUAUAUAUAUGUUUAUGUAAUUUUACUUUCGAUACGAACUCUAACGUUGUGUGGGCGGUUCUGUGUCUAGUCGUUGCAGCGCUGCGCUAGCGGAGUAGGAAUGUAUCUGAUCAAAAUUUAUACAUCUACAGUGUACGUACGGAUGGUGUCGUAAGUUAAUUUAUACAUCUACUGAGUGCGUACGUCGGUGUCGUAAAUUAAUUUAUACAUCUACUGAGUACGUACGGACGGUGUCGUAAGUUAAUUUAUACAUCUACUGAGUACGUACGAUGGUGUCGUAAGUUAAUUUUUAUCGUAUUUAAAAUUGUAUUGUAAAGCGGAGGCGCGUCCCGAGGCGUGUAGUGAACACUCAUUAUGUAUAGACAUUUAAAAUCUAUAAUAUAUUCUUAGAUUUUCAGUACGUGGAUUUUAGGUUUUUAUUGCAAAACUUUUUCACCAUUUACUAUACGCAGUGAUGAUUGUUCGUUUCGUUAAGAGAGACGUUGUAAUAAAUAUGAUGUCGAUACUACGUGCGAUGUUUUCUUAAUAAGUUUUUAUUACGUUUUAUGAUAUGUCUGUACAGUUAGACGUUAUGCACUUUUUGCUGAUUUUUGCAGUAUACGUAUAUACUAUGGUGUUUCUUUAGCUAGUGUAUCUAUUUUUAUUUAAAUCAAUUGGAUAACUAUAGAGAAUUUUAUUUUAAUUUUCUUUAUUGACAUGUAUUGACUAAGACCUGUGCUCAUAAUAACUUAUGCAGAUGCUGAGCGAUCGAACAAAUAUGAUUGAAAAGUAGAAACACUAUAUCGAAAGUAACAUAAGUAAUGUUUGUUCAUAACGAGUACUGCGAUGUAGAAUAUAUUAUAAUAAAACCAUUAAAUAUUCCUUUAUUUUCCUCGAAUUCAUAACUUGUACACAUACAUCCAAAAUUGAUAGUAAAAAGCAACAUAACCGAC
Molecule: messenger RNA, 3183 nt
Organism: Plutella xylostella (diamondback moth)
Lineage: Eukaryota; Metazoa; Arthropoda; Insecta; Lepidoptera; Plutellidae
Gene: Cka
Product: Connector of kinase to AP-1
Molecular function (GO): protein binding
Source: RefSeq, a predicted model, not a curated record